GAUCCCUCUGCACAAAGGGACAUCUCUGAGGAACACCCUGAAGGAGCAUGGACUGCUGGAGGACUUUCUGAGCAGACACCAGUCGGAGUUCAGUGAGAAGGACUCCAACACCGGGAUGGUGGCCAAUGAACCUCUGACCAACUACCUAGAUAGUGAGUACUUUGGAACGAUCUACAUCGGGACACCACCCCAGGAGUUCACGGUGGUAUUUGACACAGGCUCUUCGGAACUCUGGGUGCCGUCUGUCUACUGUAGCAGCAGAGUCUGCCAAAACCAUCACCGCUUUGACCCAUCCAAGUCGUUCACCUUCCAGAACCUGAGCAAGCCCCUGUUUGUCCAGUAUGGCACUGGCAGAAUGCAGGGCUUCCUGGGCUAUGACACUGUCACAAUCUCUGAUAUUGUAGUUCCCCACCAGACUGUGGGCCUGAGUACUCAGGAGCCGGGUGAAAUCUUCAUCUACUCUCCAUUCGAUGGCAUCCUGGGGCUGUCCUACCCUUCUCUUGCUUCCAAGUAUUCAGUACCCAUAUUUGACAACAUGAUGAAUAGGCACCUGGUUGCCCAGGACCUGUUCUCCGUUUACAUGAGCAGGAAUGACCAGGGGAGCAUGCUCACGCUGGGGGCCAUCGAUCAGUCCUAUUUCGUAGGCUCACUGCACUGGGUGCCUGUGACUGUGCAGGGUUAUUGGCAGUUCACAGUGGACAGGAUCACAAUCAAUGAUGAAGUGGUGGCUUGUCAAGGUGGCUGCACAGCUGUUCUGGACACAGGCACUGCCCUGCUGGCAGGGCCUGGCAGAGACAUCCUCAAUAUCCAGCAGGCCAUUGGGGCUGUGCAGGGCCAGUAUGGCCAGUUUAAAAUCAACUGCUGGAGGUUGGGCAUCAUGCCCACAAUUGUCUUUGAGAUCCAUGGCAGGAAGUUCCCACUGCCACCCUCGGCCUAUACCAACCAAGAACUGGACUCCUGCUCCAGUGGCUUCAAGCUUGGUUCCCACAUAUGGAUCCUGGGGGAUGUUUUCAUUCGGGAGUUCUACAGUGUCUUUGACAGGGCCAACAAUCGAGUUGGGCUGGCCAAGGCUAUCUGAUUAUACAACUACACUAGACCAUAUUUUCCCUAAACCCGCCCCCCGCCACCACACUCAACUUGUUAAGUGGAAA
Messenger RNA from Cricetulus griseus (Chinese hamster), 1151 nucleotides. The record is from RefSeq and is a predicted model, not a curated record. Lineage: Eukaryota; Metazoa; Chordata; Mammalia; Rodentia; Cricetidae.